Anoplophora glabripennis (Asian longhorned beetle) is the source of this 737-nucleotide messenger RNA. RefSeq names its product endocuticle structural glycoprotein SgAbd-4-like. NCBI's taxonomy places the organism in Eukaryota, Metazoa, Arthropoda, Insecta, Coleoptera, Cerambycidae. Gene Ontology annotation, molecular function: structural constituent of chitin-based larval cuticle. The record is from RefSeq and is a predicted model, not a curated record. The transcript has 3 exons. The coding region runs from base 88 to 507 and encodes 139 amino acids. Gene Ontology annotation, cellular component: chitin-based extracellular matrix.
GUAGGUAAGUACUAUAAAUACUAGAAGCUGAAAUAAACAGUGCUCUAUACCUCUUUGUUUCCAUGUUAUGUUAGUGCUUUUAAAAGUAUGGAUUGGCUAAGGGUCAGUAUAUUUUGCAUUGGAAUUUAUCUUUCUUAUGGUGCAUCUCAAGGAAAUACACCAGAGCCAAUAAAAAUCAUUAGUCAAACCAAUGAGAUUUCCCCAGAUGGUGGUUAUGAAUGGAGUUUUGAAGCGGCAAAUGGAAUAAAAGCUCAAGAAACCGGAACAUUAAAGAAAACUAAUGAUCCAGAAAAUCCUGAAGCUAUAGUUGCUCAAGGUUCGUAUUCGUAUACGGAUUUAGAAGGAAAUCAAAUAUCUUUAACCUACACGGCUGACGAUGAAGGAGGCUUCCAACCUCAAGGAGCGCAUCUGCCAACGCCACCUCCUAUACCUCCAAAUAUCCAAAAGGCGUUAGAUUGGAUUGCAUCUCAACCAUCGACAACAGAAAGAGCCGGUAGAAGAAAAUAAUAGUACAAUAGUUUUCAAGACAACAACUUAAACUUUUUGCUGAAAUAAUUUCCUGCGAUCUAAAUUUAAACUGUGAUACAAAGUUUGCAACUGUUGCAAUUUGCAGCAAUAAGGUACACGAUAAAAACGGCAACUGAUUUAUCUUAAUGACUUGGUCUCGAUUUAUUUAUGUUAUAAAUAUUGUAAUAUAUUAUGUAAAAAUAAAUACUUUACAAUCUGCAAGUUGAAAA